AAUGCUUCUUUUAUUUAUUUAAUGUAACCUUUCUACCUUAAACUAUUGUUUCUUUUCUUCUUUAUAUUAUUCAAGAGCAAUUAAACAAAGUAGCAUGUAUUUAUAUGCUUCCUCCAAAAAACCCACAUUGUUAAAAGUCUUCAACAAUACUACUAUAAGAUCAUAUUUAACAUAUCCUAGCCUCUUCUUCUCGCCUCUUGUUUGAAUUUAAAACUAAUGGCUGAAGAAACACAGAAAAUUUUCUUGGGUCUUGCUUUACAGAAGAUACAACAUGAUCAAGAUCAUCAUUGGGUUGCAGCAGUGGAAGAUGGUGACAAUGUUUGUGAAUCAACAUCAUCAGGUGAAUACUCCAUGGGAGAAGAUUCAAUAAAUUCAAUUGUAUCUCGUUCUUCUUGUUGUUCAACAGAUCUAGAAGAAGAUGCAUCCUCUUCAGCAUCAUCUUCAGCAUCAACAUUGGUAUCAUCACAUGCAAAUGAUGGACCCCUAUAUGAAUUAUCAGAACUCAUGGCCCAACUUCCCAUCAAGAGAGGGCUUUCAAAGUUUUAUAAAGGGAAGUCUCAAUCUUACACAUCUCUAGCAAGUGUAAAGAGCAUAGAAGAUCUUGCAAAGAAAGUAAGACCAUAUAACAGUAGAUCUAAACUGAAGUCAUGCAAGAGCUAUGCUGUUUUAGAUGCCCAUAAAUCAUUUAGUCCCAAGGCUACUAUAUCAAAGAAGGCUUCAAGAGGAUCUUUUUUGUCUUCCUCAGGUAAGAGGGGUUGUUCUUUAGUGGCAGACUUUUAGGCCUGUCUUAGCUUCCACUUUCCAUGUACAAAUCACACCUUUUGAUGGUGUUGAGCAAGAACCAUAUUCCACAACUUGCUAUAUGGUUUAUAUAUUGCAAGCUGAUCCUUUUGUUUUCACUACAAGAAAUGAUUUACACGAAAUUUGGUGCA
Messenger RNA from Ricinus communis (castor bean), 932 nucleotides. RefSeq lists its product as uncharacterized. The transcript is spliced from 2 exons. The record is from RefSeq and is a predicted model, not a curated record. The coding region runs from base 217 to 780 and encodes 187 amino acids. Lineage: Eukaryota; Viridiplantae; Streptophyta; Magnoliopsida; Malpighiales; Euphorbiaceae.